AUUGGAUCCCAAUGGGUCAUUGAAGGGCUGCCACGUGUCAGCACGACAUUGAGCCACGUGGCAUAGGGGGGGGGGAUUUACCCCAAACAUCAGCCGUUUUCAAACUUAAAAAAAAAUGAAAAAAAAAACUUACAAACAAAUUAUACAAGCUUUGGUGUGUGAAAAUAGUAUUUGAGAAAUGAAAGUGUAAAGAUAAACUAAUACUCCGUACUUUUUAAACAGGUUUACUCUAAACCCCGUACUUUAAUUGGACGAUCGUAUAAAGACUUAGCCCAUUUAUUUAUUAGACGGAUCUAACCCAUUAGUAACUGUGGCGGGUCAUGGCUUUUAAUAGGGAUCCAAGGCGUCCAACCCAUUGAAUUGCUCUGUUGAAGCGUAUUCAACGUUCUCCAUUGAAGCGCAGUUGCCGUUCUCCGUUGAAUCUAGUUCUUGUAUCCCCCAUUGAAGCAGCUUCUGAGGAUUCAACUAUGAAAUCAGAGCUCUUUUCCCUGGGCCCAGGGCUGCCGCCCCUCCUGCCCUUCCUCAGGGACGGGCCUGCUCACGAAACCCAGGAAUAUUUUGAUAAACUGGUAGCAUCAAGGCCAUGUCAUGGACUCAAAGUUAAAGUUGAUGGUGAACUUGGAAAGGGAGUAUAUGCUGAUGCUGAAUUCAAAGACGGAGAACUUGUGCUGAAAGACCAAAUGCUAGUGGGCUCACAGCACUCUACCAACAAGAUGGACUGUUUUGUAUGUGGCUCUUGCUUCUGUUUCAUAGGCUCAAUUGAACUUCAAAUUGGGAGAAAACUCUAUUUUCAAGGACUAGGUGCUUCUUUUAGCAAUCAAUGCCAUAGUGACUCUUCUGAUGGGGAAGAUGGCUCUUGUGAACUAGAAGAUACUAAUCUAGGAGAGUGUUCUGCUUCGAACUCAAAGGACAGGAUUCCACUUUCUCAGGAAGUUAUUGAGUCACUAAUGGGUGGCCAACUUGUAUUACCCUACACUGAAAAGUUCUCCUUGCCAUCACCAUAUCCUUGCCCUGGUGGUUGUGGAGAAGAGUACUACUGCAGUAAAUCUUGUGCAGAGAUUGACUGGGAAACCUGUCAUUCUUUGCUUUGUAUCGGGGAGAAUUCGAAGUCUGCUUGCCGGAAAUCACUGUCCAAGUUUGUAGAACAUGCAAAUCAUACUAAUGACAUCUUUAUUCUAGCUGCCAAGGUCAUUGCUAUGACCAGUCUGAGAUACAAGAAGUUGAAGGAAGCUCGUCUCAAAGAAGUAGGCUGUAAACCUUCGAGUGAUGCACCAGUUGACUUAUCAUUACUUCUGGAAGCAUGGAAGCCAUUCUCUAUGGGGUACAAGAGAAGGUGGUGGGAUUGCAUUGCAUUACCUGAAGAUGUUGAGAAAUGCAAUGAAGUUGCAUUUAGAUUGCAGUUUAAAGAGCUUGCAUUUGAGUCACUGCAGCUCUUGAAAGCAGCCAUAUUUGAUGAAGAGUGUGCACCUCUAUUCUCGCUGGAGAUUUAUGGUCAUAUCAUUGGCAUGUUUGAGUUAAAUAAUCUUGAUUUGAUUGUGGCCUCUCCUGUCGAAGAUUAUUUCCUCUUUUUAGAUGAUCUACCAGGAUCCCCAAAGAAAGCAGCUGAAGCUGUAACUCGUUCAAUAUUGGAUGCCCUUGAUGAUGAUUACUCAAUUUGUUGUCAAGGAACUGCGUUCUUUCCUCUGCAGAGUUGUAUGAACCAUUCUUGCUGUCCAAAUGCAAAGGCAUUCAAGAGUGAGAAUGAUAGAGAUGGCCAAACGACGAUAAUUGCUCUACGUCCCAUUGAAAUAGGAGAGGAGGUAACUAUCUCAUAUAUCGACGAGGAACUGCCCUAUGAAGAAAGGCAGAAAUUACUGGCUGAUUAUGGAUUUAGAUGCAAGUGCCCCAAGUGCAUAGAGGAAAAGUCUAACUGAAACAAAUAGCAUAUGCAAUUCAUUUUUGGUAGGUCUGUAAGAAUAUGUUUUAGAUAUCCAGAUAUGCGUUUCGAUAUUAAGCAAUCGGGUUUCAUUUCUCUCUCAGGUAAGGUUAUUGUGUAGAAAGUCGGAUCACAUAGUGAAUGAUUUUUUUUUGUAUGGCUUAUACCUCGCCUUUUUAUGUUUAUCUGCUUCAUUCACCACUUUGUAUAAAAUUUAUUCUAACUUGGUGUUAUGCUUUAUCCAUUGAUAAGUGGAGGUAACUCUUCUAUUGUAGUGUGGUAUUACUCUUAA
This is a messenger RNA of Chenopodium quinoa (quinoa), 2207 nucleotides long. RefSeq names its product histone-lysine N-methyltransferase ATXR2. Bases 468 to 1913 code for a protein of 481 amino acids. The transcript has 16 exons. NCBI's taxonomy places the organism in Eukaryota, Viridiplantae, Streptophyta, Magnoliopsida, Caryophyllales, Amaranthaceae. The record is from RefSeq and is a predicted model, not a curated record. Gene Ontology annotation, molecular function: methyltransferase activity; protein binding.